AUGACACUUACAAAUCUUAAGGGCAACCACUAUUGCUCUCGCGACUACGGCAGCAGUGCGUCCAACUCCAACAGCUACCACUACUCCAACAGUAAUGGAUCUUACUACUACUCCAACCCCAAUGGAAGCACCUACUACAACACCGGGUCGGGAAGCUCGACCUACACUGCCCCCUCUGGAGGAUCUGGAUCCGGUGGAUCCGGCAAGAAAUAA
Molecule: messenger RNA, 213 nt
Organism: Penicillium griseofulvum
Lineage: Eukaryota; Fungi; Ascomycota; Eurotiomycetes; Eurotiales; Aspergillaceae
Exons: 2
Coding region: 1-213 (70 amino acids)
Source: RefSeq, a predicted model, not a curated record